Messenger RNA from Lepidothrix coronata (blue-crowned manakin), 1164 nucleotides. It is a transcript of the gene MTNR1A, whose product is annotated as melatonin receptor 1A. The record is from RefSeq and is a predicted model, not a curated record. NCBI's taxonomy places the organism in Eukaryota, Metazoa, Chordata, Aves, Passeriformes, Pipridae. The coding region runs from base 95 to 1156 and encodes 353 amino acids. Gene Ontology annotation, biological process: G protein-coupled receptor signaling pathway. Gene Ontology annotation, cellular component: membrane. The transcript is spliced from 2 exons. Gene Ontology annotation, molecular function: melatonin receptor activity.
GGCCCCCCGCCUCGACUUGCCCUACCGGGGAGCAGCGCCAGCGAGCGACCCCGCUUCACCCGUACUCGGCUUUGCCCUGGGGGGCAGCGGCAGGAUGAGACUAAACGGGAGCGAGCUGAACAGCUCUGUCCUCCCGCGGGACCCGCCGGCCGAGGGUGCCCCGCGCCGCCAGCCCUGGGUGACCUCCACUUUGGCCGCCAUCCUCAUCUUCACCAUCGUGGUAGACCUGCUGGGCAACCUCCUGGUCGUUCUUUCGGUCUACCGCAAUAAGAAGCUGCGAAACGCGGGAAAUGUGUUUGUUGUAAGCCUGGCAGUUGCAGACUUGAUUGUAGCUAUCUACCCAUAUCCACUGGUCCUCACAUCUGUGUUUCACAACGGAUGGAAACUGGGAUACCUACACUGCCAGAUUAGUGGCUUCUUGAUGGGCCUAAGUGUCAUUGGAUCAAUCUUCAAUAUUACAGGCAUCGCUAUCAAUCGGUACUGCUAUAUCUGCCACAGUCUCAAAUAUGACAAGCUAUACAGCAACAAGAAUUCAUUGUGCUAUGUUGUUCUUAUAUGGGUCCUGACAUUUGUUGCUAUUGUGCCCAACCUGUUUGUGGGAUCGCUACAGUAUGACCCCAGGAUUUACUCGUGUACAUUUGCACAAUCUGUGAGCUCAGCAUAUACAAUAGCAAUUGUGUUUUUCCAUUUCCUGCUUCCCAUAGCCGUAGUUACUUUCUGUUACUUGAGAAUAUGGAUCCUCGUUAUUCAGGUAAGGCGAAGGGUUAAACCAGAUAACAACCCUAGGCUGAAGCCACACGACUUCAGAAACUUUGUAACCAUGUUUGUAGUAUUUGUACUGUUUGCAGUCUGCUGGGCCCCUUUGAACUUUAUAGGCCUUGCUGUGGCUGUCAACCCAAAAACUGUAAUCCCUAGGAUUCCAGAGUGGUUGUUUGUAUCUAGUUAUUAUAUGGCAUAUUUCAACAGCUGCCUUAAUGCUAUAGUAUAUGGACUCCUGAAUCAGAACUUCAGAAGAGAAUACAAGAGAAUUAUUGUCACUUUUUGUACAGCAAAUGUUUUUUUCCAGGAUAGUUCUAAUGAUGCAGGAGACAGAAUGAGAAGUAAACCUUCUCCAUUGAUUACAAACAACAAUCAAGUAAAGGUGGACUCUGUCUGAAAAUGGGA